Sphaerulina musiva SO2202 is the source of this 1203-nucleotide messenger RNA. RefSeq lists its product as uncharacterized. The record is from RefSeq and is a predicted model, not a curated record. The transcript is spliced from 2 exons. Lineage: Eukaryota; Fungi; Ascomycota; Dothideomycetes; Mycosphaerellales; Mycosphaerellaceae. Bases 174 to 968 code for a protein of 264 amino acids.
CGCUUUCAUUCCUUCUCCUCUUCCCAACCCAUUUCAAGUCUUCAAUCCAUCUCACCGUAUAUCUGCAUAUUACGCGACGACAUUGAUAUCCUUCUGAACCACGCGCCGCGAUCACACCACUCACCAAUCACUUUGCGCCAAGAAGUGCUUUAUACCAACCAGCUUCCACUACAAUGGCAGACAAGGAGAUCAAGGAGGGUGAUAACGUCUCGUGGAAGUGGUCCGGAAGCCGCCCAGGUGGCACAGUUGCUGAGGUCAAGGAGGACGGCAAGGCUGAGAUCACGACCAAGAACGACAACGUCGUGUCCAAGAACGCCGAGCCUGAUAACCCAGCGGUUGUCAUUGAGCGCUCUGGAAACAAUGUCGUAAAGAAAGCCUCCGAGCUUGAUGUCGAAGAGGCUGGCGACAAGCACAAGGAGGACAAGGGCGAGGAGAAGACCGUCACGGAAGAGGACACCAAGAAGUCUGAUGAAAAAGAGGAGAAUGGCGACUCUGAACAGAAGGAGAACGGCGACUCUGAGAUGAAAGAGAAUGGCGACUCUGAAAAGAAGGAAAAUGGCGACGCUGAAAUGAAGGAAAAUGGCGACGCUGAAAAGAAGGAGAAUGGUGACUCUGAAAAGAAGGAGAAUGGCGACGCUGAGACUGGCGACAAGCGCAAAGCUGAAGAGACUGCCGAAGAGAUGAAGGACGAGGAGACCGGCGGCGAUGCGAAAAAGCAGAAGAAGGGUGCUGCCAAGAAGGACGACAAGAAAGAUGACGCAAAGGAUGACAAGAAGGACGACGAGAAAGAUGACAAGACUGAUGACAAGAAAGAUGACAAGAAAGCAAAUGGCGAAGAAGCUCCCAAGAAGAAGGGCAGGCCGGCAAAGAACGGCACUGCUGCAACCAAGAAGGAGCCCAAGCCGAAGAAGAAGGCAGCCACUGAAUCUGGCGAGCCUCGCCGAUCUGGCCGCAACGCGUCCAAGUAGUCCAUUGACACGAAGGCAGUACGCCUGUGAGCGGUAGUGAGUCCAAUCUUUGGAUAUGACGGCCAUUUAUUAUGUGUGGAUUUCCUCUUGAUGGGAUGAUCGGCGAAUAACAAGGAAUCCCCAUGAGUCGUGGGAGAGUGGUGGCGGCAGGACUGCGCAGCGAGUCUCCGGAAAAGCUGAUUCUUUCUCGUGUAUAGUAUCGACGCGUAUAUGAAAUGCAAUGAACAUGUCCCAC